Schizophyllum commune H4-8 is the source of this 488-nucleotide messenger RNA. RefSeq lists its product as uncharacterized. Bases 33 to 488 code for a protein of 151 amino acids. Lineage: Eukaryota; Fungi; Basidiomycota; Agaricomycetes; Agaricales; Schizophyllaceae. The transcript has a single exon. The record is from RefSeq and is a predicted model, not a curated record.
CUCCACCCCCCUCUCUGCGGACUCUGUCCCUCAUGGGACUACGGUACUGCAGCCCCGACGAUGUCUCUGAAACCAGAGAUGUCAUCCUUCUCCUUCCUGCAAUCGAACGCCUCACCCUCAGUUGCUGCACCAGAGAGAAUCUGGAUAGGAACCACGCGUUCACAUCACUCAUCAUGAUCGCCAACACCGAUACCAUGCACUUCAUCCUCCCUAAUCUGGAGCACCUGACCAUUCUGCUCGAGCACGGCAACUUCAACACCGGCUUUGGAGUCACUUUGACCAGCCUCGCUCUAUCGCAAUGGGCCAAUGGAGGAGAACAACCCGUGGAGCGGCUGUCGUUGCGUUCACUAGACUGCGAGAGCAGCAGCAUAUGUGAUUGUCGUAUUGGAGCGAAGUGGAUGAAGACGUUGGACAAGGAGGGCAUACUUGUGGAUCAAUUGACGCGCAAUCACUUGUUACGCUCGCUGGGUACAGCUCGCUGGAGGUAG